AUGCUCGUCCUCUCUGAAACCCCGAUCGGUUUCGUCGUCUUCAAGCUCGGCAACGACUACAAGCUUGACUCGAAGGAUCUCUGGAAGGAGUUCGAGACCCCCGAGAAGGCCAACAAGGCUCUCAAGGUCGAGGCCAUCCAGCGCUUCACCUCCACUGCGACCGCUGUUGAGGACCUGGCCGCUAUCCAGGACGGCCGCCUGACGGAGGGCCUCGAGAAGUUCCUCGUUGACGCUACGGGCGGUGAGGGCAAGAAGAAGAAGAAGGAUGUCACCCUUGUUGUCUCGGAGCCCAAGCUCGCGGCGACGAUCACCAAGUCGCUCAAGAUCCCCGUGGUCUCGGACUCGUCGACCCAGGACCUGUACCGCGGUAUCCGCCAGCAGCUCGCUUCGCUCCUCGGUGGUGUUGAGCAGAAGGACCUGAACACGAUGUCGCUCGGUCUCGGCCACUCGCUCUCGCGCUUCAAGCUCAAGUUCUCCACCGACAAGGUGGACACCAUGGUGAUCCAGGCCAUUGCGCUCCUCGACGACCUCGACAAGGAGAUCAACAUCUACUCGAUGCGUGUCAAGGAGUGGUACGGCUGGCACUUCCCCGAGAUGGGCAAGAUCAUUGUCGACAACCUCGCAUACGCGCGCGUCGUCAAGGCCAUGGGCUUCCGCACGAACGCUGCCUCGACCGACUUCUCGAUGGUCCUCCCCGAGGACCUGGAGGCUACGCUGAAGCAGGCCGCCGAGCUGUCGAUGGGUACCGAGAUCUCGGACACGGACAUGAACCACAUCAACGACCUGUGCGACCAGGUCAUCAGCAUCACCGAGUACCGCACCCAGCUGUCGGAGUACCUGCGCAACCGUAUGCAGGCCAUCGCGCCGAACCUGACGGCGCUCGUCGGGGACCUGGUCGGUGCGCGCCUGAUCUCGCACGCCGGCUCGCUCAUGAACCUGGCCAAGUUCCCUGCGUCCACGGUCCAGAUCCUGGGUGCGGAGAAGGCGCUCUUCCGCGCGCUCAAGACCAAGCACGACACGCCCAAGUACGGCCUGAUCUACCACGCGUCGCUGGUCGGCCAGGCGCCGCAGAAGCUCAAGGGCAAGAUGGCGCGCAUGACGAGCACCAAGGCGUCGCUGUCGAUCCGCCUCGACGCGCUCUCGGACGCCGAGACGAAGAGCGAGUUCGGCGCCGGCGAGCUCGGCAUCGCCGAGCGCAUCAAGCUCGAGUCCCGCCUCCGCGCCCUCGAGCACCGCGCCGGCAUCGUGUCCAACCGCACCGCCACCUCGGGGGCGGCCCGCCAGCAGCCCAAGUUUGAGCUCACGGGCUCGUCCUCGGGCUACAACGCCAACGAGGACAACCUCCUCCCGACACAGCCGGCCGAGAAGGAGGACAAGAAGGAUAAGAAGAAGAAGCGCGAGUCCCUCGCCGCCGCUGCUGACGGCGACGUGAGCAUGGCCGACGGCGACGUCUCCAUCGCCCCCGAGGGAGAGACGAAGGAGGAGAGGCGGGCACGCAAGGAGGCCAAGAAGGCCGCCAAGGCCGCCAAGAAGCUCGCUGAGGCUGCUGGCGCCGCCGUCGCCGCCGCUGGCGAGGUGCAGGAGGACGUCGACGAGAAGAAGCGCAAGAAGGAGGAGAAGAAGAAGAGGAGAGCGUCCGAGGCCAACGGCGCAGAGGACGGAGAAAAGAAGAAGAAGAAGAAGCGCCACUCCGAGGUCUAA
Messenger RNA from Trichosporon asahii var. asahii CBS 2479, 1701 nucleotides. RefSeq names its product pre-rRNA processing protein, Nop58p. Gene Ontology annotation, molecular function: snoRNA binding. Gene Ontology annotation, cellular component: small-subunit processome; box C/D methylation guide snoRNP complex. NCBI's taxonomy places the organism in Eukaryota, Fungi, Basidiomycota, Tremellomycetes, Trichosporonales, Trichosporonaceae. The transcript has 2 exons. Bases 1 to 1701 code for a protein of 566 amino acids. The record is from RefSeq and is a predicted model, not a curated record.